AUGGUCAAACAGCUGCUAAGAAACCGACUAAGGAAAAGCAUCAUUGAAGGCAAACUGGCUGCCACAGCGUCCUGCAGCCACAGGACAGGACAGGACAAUGAGCCCAAACACACCUCCAGGCUGUGUCGGGGGAGGAAUGCCUGGCUCAGCCCUCUGGGUUGUGCCAUGUUCACUCUGAAUGUCCAGAUUGAGCUGAACUCCAAGCUCGGACAGAGGAUUCCCUUCCUGCAGCACCUGGUUGCUCUUGCUGUAGUGGAGGCUGUUUGCUCACUUCCUGGAUAUCAGGACAUAGAUCUGAGGGUGAAGUGGCCCAAUGACAUCUACUACGGUAACCGGAUGAAGCUCGGAGGAGUGCUGGUGACUUCCACAGUACUGGGAUCAACUUUUCAUCUGCUCAUAGGCUGCGGGUUUAAUGUGACAAACAGCAACCCAACAGUGUGCAUCAAUGACCUGAUCCAGUCGUACAACUUGCAGCACAGCUGUAGCCUGCAGCCGCUCAGCUGUGCCCAGCUCAUCGCGAGAACUGUCAACUGCCUGGAGGCCCUUAUUGACAACUUCCAGCAAGGAGGCCCAGAGUCUGUCCUGCCCACGUACUACAAGAGAUGGCUCCACAGGUGUGUAACGUAGACAACUUGAUGCUUU
Molecule: messenger RNA, 642 nt
Organism: Neolamprologus brichardi
Lineage: Eukaryota; Metazoa; Chordata; Actinopteri; Cichliformes; Cichlidae
Source: RefSeq, a predicted model, not a curated record